Chelonus insularis is the source of this 3510-nucleotide messenger RNA. It is a transcript of the gene ple, whose product is annotated as tyrosine hydroxylase ple. Gene Ontology annotation, cellular component: axon; perikaryon; cytoplasm. The coding region runs from base 427 to 2130 and encodes 567 amino acids. The transcript is spliced from 6 exons. The record is from RefSeq and is a predicted model, not a curated record. Lineage: Eukaryota; Metazoa; Arthropoda; Insecta; Hymenoptera; Braconidae. Gene Ontology annotation, molecular function: tyrosine 3-monooxygenase activity; iron ion binding. Gene Ontology annotation, biological process: dopamine biosynthetic process from tyrosine.
CGAUGUCGCAUUCGCUCGUUCGCUUCGCCAAAGCAGGACACGAAAUCUAGACGUGAAGAUUUUCGUUUGAAAUUAUUUUUUUGAAUUAUCUAAGUGAACAAAGAAACGUGGAUUGGUCUUUAAUAAAUUUGAGCUUUUUCACGUGAUUUUUAUUAUACGACAGACAGGAGUUCUGUUGUGGAAUUCUGUGGUCGUAUAGAAUAAGAAGAAGAAGAAGAAGGAGAAAACUCACUUCUGUCUGGGGUUUUCGUUGUCCUGAAUUUUUUAUUUCGUCUAUUCUCUUGUGAAGACGACACAGGCAGUGAGACUCAUCUAGAGUGUCAGGCACUUGGUCGUUUGAACAAUAUUUUUAAAUUAAGAGCAAGCCUGUGAAUCGCGUGAAAAUCAAUUGGAUUUUCGAAGAAAACAGAAUAAAGGAAGAAAGUUAUGAUGGCAGUUGCAGCAGCACAGAAGAAUCGCGAAAUGUUCGCUAUCAAAAAAUCUUACAGCAUUGAGAACGGUUAUCCGGCACGCAGACGAUCUCUUGUUGAUGAUGCACGCUUUGAGAGUCUUGUCGUAAAGCAAACAAAACAAAGUGUUCUUGAGGAAGCCCGUCAAAGAGCAAAUGACUCUAGCACUGAUCCAGCAGAUUCUACUCAAAACCAGCUGGACAAUGAAGAGCCUUAUACAUCGUCUAGUGAUGAUGAACAAGCAGAAACAUUGAGCUGUGCUGCUAAAGAAGGAGAAGCAAAAGCAGAAGCUUCUUCGUCUGAUGGUGAAGAAAAACCUGGUGACGAUGAUUAUUAUGGACUCACUGAGGAAGAAGUGGUUCUGGCAAAAACAAUAUCCGAAAGCUCGGAAAGUGAAACAACAGUCCAAAAGGCAGCCUUGAUGCUACGCUUGCGUGAAGGAAUUGGUUCUUUGGCUCGUAUUCUAAAAACUGUGGAGAAUUUCAAGGGAACUGUAACUCAUAUAGAAUCUCGUCCAUCUCGUAAAGAAGGAGCGCAAUUUGAUGUUCUAGUUAAAGUGGAUAUGACUCGUCAAUGUCUUUUACAAUUAAUUAGAAAUCUAAGACAAAGUUCGUCUCUUGGUGAAGUCACUCUACUUGCUGACAAUUCAGUGAGUAUCAAAGAUCCUUGGUUCCCACGUCAUGCAUCUGAUCUUGACAACUGCAACCACCUGAUGACCAAGUAUGAGCCUGAUUUGGACAUGAACCAUCCUGGAUUCGCAGACAAGGAGUAUCGAGCACGUCGAAAGGUCAUUGCAGAAAUUGCAUUUGCUUAUAAAUAUGGAGACCCCAUUCCUUCCAUUCCUUAUACUGAAACGGAGAAUGAAACCUGGUUCCGUGUAUUCAGUACUGUUGAAGAUUUAGUACCUAAACAUGCUUGCAUUGAAUAUCAAAAAGUAUUCAAAAAAUUGAGAGAUGAGAAAAUUUUCGAACCCCACCGGAUUCCUCAGCUCCAAGAAGUCAGUGAUUUCUUGAAGAAAAAUACUGGAUUCACUUUACGUCCUGCUGCAGGUCUUCUCACUGCACGAGAUUUCUUAUCAAGUCUUGCUUUUCGAGUAUUCCAAAGUACACAAUAUGUUCGACAUAUCAAUAGUCCAUACCAUACUCCUGAACCUGAUUGUAUCCAUGAACUUCUGGGUCAUAUGCCUUUGCUCGCUGAUCCAAGCUUUGCUCAGUUCUCCCAGGAAAUUGGUUUAGCUUCUUUGGGUGCUUCUGAUGCAGAAAUUGAGAAACUUUCUACCAUUUACUGGUUCACGGUUGAAUUUGGACUCUGCAAAGAAGGAAAAGAAGUUAAAGCUUAUGGUGCAGGACUUUUAUCAGCUUAUGGAGAACUUCUUCAUUCUCUGAGUGACAAAUGUGAGCAUCGACCAUUCGACCCUAAUACUACUGCUCUCCAGCCCUACCAAGAUCAAGAAUUCCAACCUAUUUACUACGUUGCGGAAAGCUUUGAAGACGCAAAAGAAAAAUUCCGUCGUUGGGUUAGCACAAUGAGUAGACCUUUUGAAGUAAGGUUUAACCCUCAUACACAAAGAGUAGAAGUUCUUGACUCUGUGGAAAGACUUGAAAGUCUCGUUACUCAACUUAAUACUGAGAUGAUUCAUUUGACGAAUGCUAUCAAUAAAAUGAAGAACUCACGAAUGUAAAUUGAUUCUCCCGUAUUUUUUCUGUGAGCUGUAUAGUUUGCAAGUAAUGUUUAAUUAUCUAAUAAUUUUUGUACACUGAGGUAAAAAAUGAAUCUUAAUUUAAUCGAUUAGAUAGAAAAUUCAUUUUUUAAAUAAUUAUCUUUCAUUUCUUUUCAAACUAUAUAUUGGAAAAAAAUACUAAACUAUUGAUAAUAAUUGAAUUGAAGUAGUUUUAAUUUAUCUCAGUGUACGGUUAUUGUUUAGAAUCAGAACCCAGUAUUUCUUCUUCUUAUUAUAGAGCAUACUAGGAUAUCAUUAGUCAUUUUGCCGAACCCACUUCUUCUGUAUAAAGUCAUUCAUGAUCCUUGCUAUUCUGUUUCAAAUCGUUAAAAUUCAUUUUCAGAUUAAAUAUUAUCAUUUCUUCAAAUAUUCAUGUCUAUUUGAAAUUAUUUCAUUGAAUUAAGUCAACUAAAAAUUAUAUAUAAAUAUAUAUAUAAUGAUAAUUAAAAGUGAAAUUUAACGUAGAGUUAAAAUUAAAUUCCUUUGGCGAAGUGAAGACUCAACGUUUUAUUUCACUUAUGAUGAGUACAGUUUCCUUUAUUUUUCUUUGGAAAUAGAAAGGAGACUAAGACAUUGGAAAGUUGAAGAAGUGAAUUUAUGGAUAUCUGAAAAUCAAAUUUUAUGGAUUUAUUUAAGAUAAAUUAUCAUAUAAUAUUAUUAUUUUAUUAUUAAUAUUUUAUUAUUAUUAUAAUUAUUGUUAUUAUUACAAUUGUAAUAUUUUAUUUGUUUAAUCUUUCAUUGCACUGACUGCACUUUGAAGAUUAUUUUGUGAAUUAUUAUUAACUAAAAAAAAGUUUAAAGAACAAAAUGUAUUCACGUUGAACAAUUAACGAUAAAUUAAAAUCUAUAUAAUUAUAAGAGAGAAUCCUUUAAUUAAUGUCAGUAUAUAACGCAAUAAAGUUAUUUAAUUGUUGCAAAAAUAAUCACUAAGUAUUGUGAACAUUUUUGCUGUAAGACAAUACUGAAAAAUCAGCUCUGUAGAAUUCUCCAUUAAUAUUAGAAUUAAACAAACGAUGUAUAUUGUAAUUUAAAAACAUAUUUAACGAAAAAUUAAUGUUCAAAAAUAAUUAAUAUAUAUUUUCAAGUUUAACGUUAUUUUUGAUUGUAUAGUAAAUGAGGCUAUUGAUUAUUGUUAAUGAUUAUUCAUUAAAUUAUUAAUAGAAAUUUAUGUUUAAAAAUUGGUGUAUACAGAAUCGUUGGAGUUUUAAGUUGCAUUUUAUGCAGAUUAAAGUUUAAUGACAAUUUACUGAUAAUAUCAAUCUUAUUUUUGCACACAUCUGUGCACAUUGUACUUUUAGUUAUGAAGAAUUGCAAUAAUAAUAAACUUUAGUUGAACAAAAA